Messenger RNA from Prunus persica (peach), 1633 nucleotides. Its product is annotated as peroxidase 19. The record is from RefSeq and is a predicted model, not a curated record. The coding region runs from base 331 to 1569 and encodes 412 amino acids. Gene Ontology annotation, biological process: hydrogen peroxide catabolic process; response to oxidative stress. Lineage: Eukaryota; Viridiplantae; Streptophyta; Magnoliopsida; Rosales; Rosaceae. Gene Ontology annotation, molecular function: peroxidase activity; heme binding. The transcript has 3 exons.
ACUCCUCAAAUAACACUUCUGUUAGAAAAUGAUUAAGUUACCUUAUCUAAACAGAAUCAAAAGAGAAAAAAGAGGUGGUAAGACAAUAAUUGGCUACUUUGUUGUUCAAUCAAGAAUGAUUGAGGAUCACAAAUAGGCAUACCCGUGAAUGAUAGAGUCUCUAUAAACGUGACAUUUAAGCAUCUAGACCUCCUUAUAAAUAUAUUUUUAGUUUGAUUCAAAUGACAUAAAUAACUAACAGCCAGUCCACUUGUGUAAUUUUAUAACUUUGAAAGCCUCAAAGGGGCUGCUCUGCUGCUUCCUUUUUGGCUUUUGAUAAAUUAGACCUUCAUGUGUUUCCACUUCACUCGGCUUCACGGGUCCUGUUUCUCUUUUAUUUUUCAACCGAAGGGUAAUUUGUCCCAAACAAACUUCCUCUCCCAACUUCUUCACUUUUAUAUUCUGCUCCACUAUUGGCAUUGGUUCUUUCCUUGUCCUAAGCUGCACCAUAAUCCAAAGUUACAAAACAUGCCUGUCCUUACCUCUUCUUCUUCUUCCUCUUUUACAUACAUUUCUUUGUCCAUUUUCUUGCUGCUCAUUCUGUACAACACCACUGUCAUUUGUUCAGCUACAACCAGGACCAAGACGACUCACCCAAACCGCCAACUCUCUGUUAAUUACUAUGCCAAAUCAUGUCCUCAAGUUGAGCAGCUCAUCGGCUCCAUCACAUCCCAACAGUUCAAAGAAUCACCUGUUUCCGGCCCGGCAACCAUUCGCCUUUUCUUCCAUGACUGCUUUGUUGAAGGUUGUGAUGCAUCGAUAAUCAUAAGCUCAAAGCAGCAGGGGAACAAAAUGUUGGCAGAGAAGGAUGCACCUGAUAACAAGGACCUGAGAGAAGAAGGCUUUGAAAGUGUGAGGAAGGCCAAAGCUGUUGUGGAGAGCAAGUGUCCUGGUGUUGUGUCUUGUGCAGACAUACUUGCAAUUUCAGCCAGAGAUUAUGUCCACUUGGCAGGGGGUCCAUACUAUCAAGUUAAGAAAGGGAGGUGGGAUGGGAAAAUAUCAAUGGCCUCAAAAGUGGCCUCAAAUAUUCCCCAAGCAAAUUUCACAGUGGAUCAGCUACUCAAACUCUUCAGUUCAAAAGGCCUAACACUUGAAGACCUGGUUGUUCUUUCUGGUGCACAUACCUUCGGCUUUGCUCAUUGCCAGAACUUUGUAAGCAGGCUCUAUGACUACAGGGGAUCCAAGCAGCCCGACCCGGUUAUCGACCCGAGACUCCUGAGGGCCCUAAGAAUGUCAUGCCCACAUUAUGGUGGAAAUGCUGACAUCGUUGCACCAUUUGAUGUCACCACACCGUUUGUGUUUGACCAUGCCUAUUAUGGGAACCUAGAGGCUAAGUUGGGCUUGCUAGCAUCAGACCAAGCUUUAUCUUUGGACCCAAGAACCAAGCCUAUUGUCCAGGCGUUGGCAAAAGAUAAGCAAAAGUUCUUUCAAGCUUUUGCUGCAGCAAUGGAGAAAAUGGGCUCAAUAGGUGUGAAAAGAGGAAGAAAACAUGGGGAGAAAAGGAAAGACUGUAGUACGCAUAUGUUAUGAUAAUUUUUUUGUUCUUUUUCAUUCCUUGUGGUGGGUCAGUUUAGACAUUUUCCCUGUCCUAGUU